CGUCAUUUCCUCUAAUCAGUAUUCGAGUUACAGAACAUGGUUGACAAAAUUUAGUUAUCUGUUUUUGUUUUGUUUCACCAUGGUUAGUUUGGAGUUGAGUUUAAUUCUACUUUUUAGAGUAUGGUUGGUAGCAUCACAGGUUGCGAAUGAAUGUCCAAUCGGAUGGGUAGAAUACGCCGGAAGCAGAUGUUUCAACUUUCACUUUUACCCGCCUAGAAACUAUAUCGAGGCUACAGUGGGUUGCCAGGUUGAUGGCGCAUACGUCCUGAGCGUCAACACACGUGAGGAAUUUGACUUUAUUUCUGAUUGGUUGACGAAGAAUGACCAGAACAGGAAAAACCAAUGGUGGACGAGCGGAGUGGGCAGGGGAGAUAACAUGAGGUGGGAAGGGGAUGGAACUCGUGUGUUGUCUACUCCGGACUACUGGCAUUUUGAAGGAGACUAUAAUUCAAUUGAGAAGGGCAAUAAUCUUGUUUACAGCUACUCAACAAUAUCAAGCCAGUUUAAAUGGGACAGGACCAAACAAACAGAACAGCUCUCCUAUGUCUGUGAGAUAAGUCUCGAUGAGGCCUAUAGAAUCGUUCAACAAGACAGAGAUCACAUGUUUGGCACCAAUGUAACCAACCCUAAUGAUGUGAUGUAUGGACCAAAAAUUAUUGUACAGCCUCAGACUAUUGUAGUGGUGGGAGACAUCAGUGAGGUGCAUGUGGAAUGUGUGGCUGUGAGUAACCCCCAACCAAAAUAUGAAUGGUACAAGAAAUCAAGGACAGGGGAGCUAACUCUGGUGGAGACCAACAGCUACUACACCAUAACUAAUGGUAAACUGCUCAUCUCCAGGCCAGUAGGAAACAGGGAUGAGGGUGUCUACCAGUGUAUGGCGAUAAACAUCCUCGGAUCAGUUAUUUCUAAUCCUGUUGAAAUUAAUUUUGGAUAUUUGCAAGAAUUUUCCAAUGAUCCGCCUGGUUCUGUGACAGCUCUUAUGUACAAGGGUACGGUCUUAAGCUGCAAGCCACCCCUAUACAAUCCAGCAAUACACAUCAGAUGGUACAAGGAAGAUGGCGGCCCCAACUUCCUGAGAACUGACCUUCACCCUCAUCAAUUUGUUUCUCUCAACGGCAAAGCUUAUUUAUCUGAAACUUCAAAUUCAGAUGCAGGUUUUUAUCACUGUUUUGUGGCACUGGUGGCUCCAGUGGGUCAGGAAAUGGCUUCAGAACAGUGGCAGAGCAGGACAAGUCUGGGAAUCAAAUUGGUCAUUACAGGCGAUUCUCCAAGUAAUUAUGGUCCAGAAAUUCACAAUGAUUUUCCUGCUGUUUUUCCUGUUCCAUCCCUCAGAGGCAAUCUUCUUACAAUAGAAUGUUUUGCUUAUGGAAAAUUACCACUUCACUACUCCUGGAAGAAAGACAAUGGCCCAUUACCCAACAAGGCAGAGUUAUCUGAACAUGGGCGUGUCAUAACUUUACCUAAUGCCCAACUAGAGGAUGCUGGGAAUUACACAUGUAGGGUAGAGAGGGGCAGCAGUGGUAUGGCUGAGAAGUCCAUGAACUUGGUCAUACAAGCAAAGCCAUUCUUCAUCUUCCCACUGAAGGACCAGCACAUAGACGUCAACAGUCCCUUAACUUGGAGAUGUGAGGCCAUUGGAGUACCAGCACCAGUGUAUACUUGGUACAAAAAUGGGAAAAUUAUUGGUAACAUUGAAGGAGAAACUGAAGUUCGAACAAACAUACUGACUAUUCACAACGCGGACCCCAUCAAACACAAUGGGAUGUACCAGUGUGAGGCUAAAAAUACACACGGCUCAACAUUUAGUUCAGCUCAGAUUAGGGUGCUUGCGUUCAAGCCAUCCUUUGAAAGACGACCUUUGAACCCAUCUCAGAUGGCAACAGAGGGUGGGUCAGUAACAAUACGCUGCCAACCAGAGGCAGCACCGCAACCUACACUGUCCUGGAUGAAGGACGGAGUCCCACUCUCAUUGUCUGAAGAUACAGAUGCCAAACUGGUACAGCUACCAAAUGGCAACUUGCAAAUAAAUGAGUUACAGAAAAGUGAUGAGGGCAUUUACCAAUGUACAGCUACUAAUUACUUGGGAUCAGCUAGCAGCUCUGGAAAACUUAGGAUUGUGUCUAAGACAACAAUGAUAGUGACCCCUAUCAGCACAAGAGUAGAUGUGAACUCAACAGCUUUUCUAGGCUGUCAAGCAUCGUAUGACAGUAAACAAAAGGACCUUGUCUAUGUCUGGGACAUAUUUGGGAGACAGAUUAAUUAUGCCAUUGAGCCACAUUACAUGCAGGGAGAUAGAGGGUCUGUACCUGGUCUUUACAUCACUAAUGCUCAAGUGUAUCACACUGGGGAGUACGGAUGUACAGCUGUCUCAGUUGAUGAUUCCAUCCGUGUUACAGCCACACUAACUGUAUAUGGUCCACCUGGAGAGUCUGGUGGAGUAAUUGCCGCCAUCAGUGGCAGGAAUGCCACUGUCAAGUGGGUGAUUGGUCCAAACAACAAUGCAGACAUCACAAAAUUUCACAUUGAGUUCAGUACAAAUUUUAACCACACUUGGAGGGUAAUAAAGAAUGACAUUACCUUAGUCGAGGCUAUUGACCACAACAGAGUAGGCAGGUGCUUGUAUGAUGUCCAUGACCUUAAGCCAGGGUCAUCCUACAGGUUCAGAGUGGUUGCUUACAACAGAUAUGGCAGAGGUCCACCAUCUUUACCAUCAUCCUACUAUAAAAUACCUGAUGCAGCACCUGCUGUCCCUGUAAAUAAGAUCAGUGAGAGUUGGGGGCCUGUUGGUACUUUGGCUAUAGAAUGGGAGCCUUUGAGUGAGGAGGACCUGACAGGAGAAAAUGUUGGCUAUACAGUUUACUAUAGGAAAAAAGCGAAUACAGAUACAAAAUGGAGUGUGGAAGAUGUUCCUGGUAGAGAGACGAAAUUCUCUGCAUUGAUUGGUGCAGAAAAUUAUUAUUUAGAAUAUGAAAUAAAAAUUGGAGCUUUCAACAGUAUGGGCCGAGGCCCUAACUCUACCGUACAGAUCAUUAUGUCUCAGCCAGACAUGCCAUUAGGAGCAGCAACUAAUGUGCAUGUUGAAUCUUAUAAUGCAACAUGUCUUCGAGUUAUUUGGACACCAAUUCCUGAAAUCAGGGAAUAUGUUCGAGGAAAAGUAGUUGGAUAUGGGAUUAACUACUGGAUACCAGGCAAAGACAUGGAGUCUUCCAACAUGUACUGUGAUGACCAGGAAAAUGGUGACUGUGGGUCAGUUCUGCUGGUUGGCCUUGACCCAUUUUCAUACUACUGGGUCAAUGUCCAGGUUUUUACUUCAGCUGGCAUGGGGACAUUGAGUGAAGAUGACUACGGUCAGACAUUCCAUUCUCCUCCUAAACUGUACCCUGAGUAUGUCCACAUAAGAUCCCACACUGGUAAUGCUGUGUUUGUUACAUGGAAGGGGGUUUCAUCACAGGCUGAUGAAGAGCCAAUCAUCGGAUACAAGCUGCGAUGGUGGCCCUCCACAGAAAACAUCCGUAGUGCAAACAUUACAGUCAUUGGUGAACGGCGCACCUUUGGUCCCAUCCAUGGAGUAAGUCGAGGAAUUGUCUACUCACUUAGAGUGAUGGGUUACAGUCUUGGGGGGGAUGGUGUCAACAGUCCUACUGUUUAUUUUACACUUGAGGGUCAAGUUAUUUAUAACCCAGAAACAACUGAAAUCUUGAACUUUUCAAACAUUAAAAAAGGGAAUACAUUUUUAAUUUUUAUAAUUAUAGCUCUCUAUAAAUACUGUUUUGGAUUGUAAAUAAAUUAAAUUUCUUUGAAAAUCCUGUAAAUAUUUCAAGCUUUAAUUAUGUGUAAAUGUUUUAACCCUCCACAAACUAACAUACAAAAUUGGUUUAUCAUCUAAACUAUUUGUUAUUGUAUUAUACAUGUCUAUUUUCCACUGGUCAAAAUAGUACUGCUCAUAAUGUCCUGUUUAACACAUAAUUAUUAUUGUGCUGAAGUGAUUAAUAUAUAAGUUUAUAUAUAUAUAU
Molecule: messenger RNA, 4013 nt
Organism: Physella acuta
Lineage: Eukaryota; Metazoa; Mollusca; Gastropoda; Physidae
Product: contactin-5
Biological process (GO): cell-cell adhesion; axon guidance
Cellular component (GO): axon; plasma membrane
Molecular function (GO): protein binding
Source: RefSeq, a predicted model, not a curated record